AAUUCUCACAUCUUCAACAUACUAAAGCUUCAAUCUUUUUUCUUACCUUAAUUUCUCCCACUAGGUUUCUGAGAUGGGAAUCCAAAUUGCAGGCUUAGUUCAUGCCAAACAAAAGCUCCAGAGAACUCUUUCAGGAAGAAUUGGAAAUGUGUUGGCAAAUGCAAAUGCUCCUAAGGGACACAUUGCAGUGUACGUAGGAGAAGGAAACAGGAGGAGAUUUGUGAUUCCAAUUUCUUACUUGAACCAUCCUCUAUUCCAAGACCUAUUGAAUCGAGCCGAGGAAGAAUUUGGAUUCAAUCAUCCUACUGGAGGCCUCACUAUUCCUUGCAGUGAAGAGUACUUCAUUAGUCUCACCACAAUCUUGAGCUGCUCAUAGAUGAGAUAACUAUGGCUAAAGCAAUGCCAAAGUCUUUGUUUCAAAAGCAAUGCCAAAGUCUGUCUCUUCAAUUUUGUUUACAUUGCAAUUUGGCAAGUUGUAUUUCAUCCGGAUAUUCUACAAUUUGUAAAUAAAAUUUUGGAAAUAAAUUUAUCAUUCUUUU
Molecule: messenger RNA, 539 nt
Organism: Rubroshorea leprosula
Lineage: Eukaryota; Viridiplantae; Streptophyta; Magnoliopsida; Malvales; Dipterocarpaceae
Source: the annotation of a GenBank genome assembly